Messenger RNA from Penicillium bovifimosum, 489 nucleotides. RefSeq lists its product as uncharacterized. The transcript is spliced from 2 exons. Lineage: Eukaryota; Fungi; Ascomycota; Eurotiomycetes; Eurotiales; Aspergillaceae. Gene Ontology annotation, biological process: tRNA processing; intronic box C/D snoRNA processing; nuclear-transcribed mRNA catabolic process, RNase MRP-dependent. The record is from RefSeq and is a predicted model, not a curated record. Bases 1 to 489 code for a protein of 162 amino acids. Gene Ontology annotation, cellular component: nucleolar ribonuclease P complex; ribonuclease MRP complex. Gene Ontology annotation, molecular function: ribonuclease MRP activity.
AUGUCAGAUCCUACGCGCAACAUGGACAUCGACAAUGAAUUCAAAGUGCAGUCAGGAGAGUCCGUCAAGCGAAAAGCGCCCGAGGCAAAGCCAAAAACUAUUCAUUUCACGUCCCGCAAUCCACCCUGGACUUACCUCAAGCUCAAGCUUGUCUACCAACCAGGAAGUUCACCACAACCUCUCGACCAUCUCUCCGCACGAACGUAUCUCUCCUCCGCGCUGUCACAAUUCCUCGGCCUGACCGGAACAGCCAUUCCGAUAGAUAUACUCAAGAUUGAGGAGGGAUCGCCAUCUAUUACAAAGCACGAUGUUGUCUGGAUUCGGGUUCCUCGCGAGGAUGCCUCGGCCGUCGUAGGCGCAGUGAGCUCGUGGAUUGGCGGCGGGAAUAAUUCAAUGGGCUCUACGGAUGUCGCUUGGAGGGUCUGCGCCAAGGGGAAUUUCCUGGGUGCUCUAGUUUCUGGAUCUGGGGCUGAUCUUUUCGUUCCUUGA